CGUCGAAUCCGUAACAUCUAUAUUUUGCCUAAUUACUGCUUUCGCUAAGACUUUCAGUGCGUGAAUAUUCAAGCAGAUAAUUGCAUUCAAUCAACACUAACAUUAACGGCUCCACAAUGUCUGGAGCCUACGAAUCCAUCGGUAGAUACAAGUGUAUUUCGAGCAACUGUUUAUCUAUUCAUAACUUCGAGCCCUUGUCUAAUCAACUAUGUAGCAAACCGAUAAUUAGCAAUCGACGCCUCGGAGCCGCUGAAUAUCCCGUAUCACAGUCAGGGUUCACGCACUUCUCAUACAAACGUCAGACUCAUUCGUUGAAAAACCAUCAUUGCAAAAUGUUAUUCAAAGCAACUCCAGAGUUUGCAAUAGCUUUUACUAAACUGACGUCGAUACUCGGCAGCUCCUGGCCGCACUACAAAAAUGCAACCAAGUGUCAGCUUAUUGUUUUUAAUAUAAAAUGGUGGUUUUUUUGGUUCAUGUCAAUAACUGCGUUUUUACCCAUGUGUUAUGCGGCUUACAAUAACACGAAAAAUAUAUUGAGUUUUACAAAGUCAUUGUGUGACGCUGCUAAUUGUAGCCAAGCUUUUAUAAAAAUGUUGUUGUGUAAAAUACAUUAUCGUAAACUUCAGUUCCUUUUCUAUGAAAUGGAAAAAUAUGUUGAGCAGGCACGCGCUAAUGAAAGAGAAUUGUUCGUUAAUUAUAUUAAAAGGUGUGGACGAUUACAUGUUUCGAUAAUGAUAUCCGCGAUGAUGGCAGCUGUUAUAAUAAUUAUCGCACCUAUUGGAAUGCCCCAGCCGUUUCCGAAUGUUGCUGAAUAUCCUUUUCCGGUGGACGGACAUCCUACUUUUGAGAUUAUUUACUUGCAACAAAGCAUCGCGACGAUUCAUUGCAUGUCUAUACCAGUUUUCGAUUGUCAAAUCGCUCUGCUACUCUGGUACGCUGGUGCAAGACUUGAAUUGUUGGGCGACGAGUUUCAAAAAGUCACCGAUAACCAGCAAUUCGUCGCUUGUGUUAAGAAACAUCAGUAUUUAUUAUGGUUUAUUCAGGAAAUAAUAAUGAGUAGUCGUUACAUUCUUGCAACGACGGUCGUUAUGUGCACGAUAGCUGUAAUUACUAGUGGGGUUCAUAUUGUUGGGAAUGAACCUGUUGCUGAUAAAGUGCCAUUUGUUAUUUUAUCGAUGGGCUUGUCGGCAGUGUUGUAUCUUUGUGCGUGGCCAUCAGAACAUCUUGCACAAAUGUGUGAAAAUAUUGGAACUGCGUUAUACUAUUCAUCUUGGAUCAAAAAUUCAAAGGAAUUGAAUAAAAGUAUUCUUAUCGUGAUACAGAGAUCACAAAAACCAGCGACUAUUGAAGUGGCUGGUAUUUUACCCAUGCUCUCAUUACCAUACUACGCAACGUUUCUAUCGAAAACAUUUUCGUACUUCACGACUCUUCGUGUUGUGCUGGACAAAAUGGAAGACUGAGUUUCAUUUUUGUUUGUAUGAUAAUAGAUUUAUAAUUAAUAUAGUUUGUUAAAUUAAUUAAUCCCUGGCGGUUUUGAAUCACCCUGGAAACACGGUGGAAUCACGGUGGGCUUUUUUUCAUUUUAUCACCGUGGAAUCAGGGUGGGUACAUCGUGUAACCACCGUUGAAUCACGGUGUAUACACGGUGAUAAAAUGGCACAAACCCACCGUGUAACCACCCUGGAUCCACCGUGAUUCCACUGUGUUUCCACUCCCAGGGUGGUUCAAAACCACCAGGGAUAUAAUAAAUUUUAGGCAGUCAUAGGUACGUUAAGUAGUUCGAAUAAAAUUUAAAAAUAAUUUUAGAAACAGAUUUUAUAAAUGUAGCACUUAGAAAAAAUUGUUAUUUCAUAUGUUGUAGAACAUAUGUUUGUAUAUAAUCAUAGUUUUGAAUCUAAAAAGCAAUCAA
Molecule: messenger RNA, 1909 nt
Organism: Microplitis mediator
Lineage: Eukaryota; Metazoa; Arthropoda; Insecta; Hymenoptera; Braconidae
Product: odorant receptor 30a-like
Exons: 6
Coding region: 117-1460 (447 amino acids)
Biological process (GO): detection of chemical stimulus involved in sensory perception of smell; sensory perception of smell
Cellular component (GO): plasma membrane
Molecular function (GO): odorant binding; olfactory receptor activity
Source: RefSeq, a predicted model, not a curated record